GAGAGAGAGAGAGAGAGGAAGCCUGGCUGGAACCAACCGCAACGCGUUCACACAUGACACGGUGGGCAACUUUGGUGUUGUGUUGCCUUCUCUGUUAAGGGAAGGGAAGGGAAGGGAAGGGAAGGGAAGGGGACGGCCGGGAGGUGGAUUUUGGCUUCCACUUGGGUUUGGAGAUUGCAGGGGAAUUGGCGUCCAAUCCGAUCGCACAUAUUAUAUAAGCAAGCGUAGCAGGCAGAUCAUCUCUUCCCGGGUUUGCGGCGUUCGGAUUGCCAAUCAUGUCAAUGCUCGACUCUUUCUUCAGCAAGGGCUUUAAAGCUGCAAAAUGUAAAACCCUCUUGAAGUUGACAAUUCCGCGGAUUAAGUUGCUGCGGAACAGAAGAGAGAUUCAAAUUAAACAGAUGCGCCGAGACAUUGCUAAGCUUCUCGAGACUGGUCAAGAAGCUACUGCCCGAAUCCGGGUGGAGCAUAUUAUAAGAGAGGAGAAGAUGAUGGCAGCUCAGGAGAUCCUUGAGCUUUUCUGUGAGCUUAUAGCCGUCCGCCUUCCAAUCAUUGAGGCUCAGAGAGAAUGUCCUCUUGACCUUAAGGAAGCAAUUUCGAGUGUAUGCUUUGCUGCACCAAGAUGUGCUGAUUUACCAGAGCUGCUUCAGGUUCAGAUGUUGUUUGUUUCUAAAUAUGGAAAGGAAUUUGUGGCCGCUGCCACUGAACUAAUGCCUGAUUGUGGGGUCAAUCGCCAGCUAAUAGAGCUCCUAUCUGUGCGGGCUCCUCUGCCUGAAGCUAAGCUGAAACUCCUGAAAGAAAUUGCUGAGGAGCAUGAACUGGAAUGGGAUCCAGCUGCUUCGGAGACUGAGCUUUUCAAAUCUCACGAGGAUUUGCUGAAUGGAUCAACCCAGUUUGUCAGCGGAUCUAAAGUGCCCCUUCCAAAGGAGAAACACGAUGAAUCAUUGCAUUCUUCAUCAGAACCUGCCAACAAUGAACAUGAGGAUACUGAUGAAGGGUUUGACUCAUUAGACUUCCCCGAAGUUCCUAAGGUCACAGUUCGAUCCAGUCAAGAUGCUGCCUCAGCACCAGAGAUCAUUCCACCAGUUUCUCAAAGCAAUCAGGAGAAUCCACACAUUAUUGAGGAAACUAAAGAAACCCUUUUGCACGAGCACUCGGAACCGGAGCAACUGGUGCAAGAGCAACUAGCUCAUUACAAAUCAGCUGACGGUGUAAAGGAGGAAAAUAAGCAGUUUCUGCCAUUUAUUUCUCCUCCCUCUCUCUCAUCUGCAUCCUUUUCGGCGAAUAAGGAGACACCUCCACCAUCUGUUCCCUCUGUCGACCGAGCGAAUAAGGAGACACCUCCACCAUCUGUUCCCUCUGUCGACCGAACGAAGAGUGAGAUGAGUAACAUUGAUCUUCAGGAUGUUCUUGAUGCUGCCCAGGCUGCUGCUGAAACUGCUGAGAGAGCAGCAGCAGCAGCUCGAUCUGCUGCUAGUCUUGCACAGGUCAGAAUCAACGAACUCACCAAGAAAAAUAGUGCCAGUACAGAGGCCAGUGAUGAUAACCCAUUCCAUGGGGAUGUUCGCGAUCAGCUGGCUGAUGAUGCUUUGAAGUUGGAGUUGGACCAUCAGAACUCUUGCGGCAAUCCCCUUAAUCCACAGGAAACUCGCCCAUUUUACAGUGAGGUGCAUGAAACAGAAGUAUUUGAUGUUCCUCCAGUUGGAACUGUUAAAUCUGAUGCUGAUUCAUCUCCUGGCAUUCACCACCCGGAGAGAUUGCCUUCAAUGGAGGAUGACUCAUACUUCUCCUACCCGAACCUGUUUUCUUCUUCACAAAGCUCGGAUGUUGGAGCAGGUACUCAUUUAUCUACCGAUAAUUCGCGGUCCAGGCACGAGCCCUGAGUUUAAUUUUUUGUCUGGGUACCAACUAGGCUUUGGUAGGAGCUGUACUUCUCAGUCCUGUGUUGAGAGAGGAUUUGGUGGUUUAUUAAAUCUUCAGUUUUUGCGUUUCUGUAAAGUAUGGGCAUCCGUGGACUGAAGGGAGGGAUGGUACUGUAGUAAGUUUGUUGGUGAAGCACUCCCUUAGAUUUCCCCCAUGGUCUGAUGUGUUCUAUGGUCGAGCUUUUCGAACUAUUACUGCAGUUACUGUUGAUCGAAACAAUAAGAGUCGUGCUUCUUUGAAGACA
This is a messenger RNA of Punica granatum (pomegranate), 2164 nucleotides long. The record is from RefSeq and is a predicted model, not a curated record. NCBI's taxonomy places the organism in Eukaryota, Viridiplantae, Streptophyta, Magnoliopsida, Myrtales, Lythraceae.